Messenger RNA from Symbiodinium natans, 741 nucleotides. NCBI's taxonomy places the organism in Eukaryota, Dinophyceae, Suessiales, Symbiodiniaceae. The record is from the annotation of a GenBank genome assembly.
AUGCGCAAGCCGAGGAAUGAGGCUGGCGAGCAGUUGAUCCACUUGAACAGCGACAAGAAGCUCCUUGAGGACAGCACACGGCUGUGGAUUUCAUCUGUUGCUUUUGCUGUGGCUGCAUUACGGUCAUGGUUCUGGUGGCGGCGGUGGGCGCGGUAUGGCCGUGGAGUGGUUGCCUUCUGUGCUCAUGUUUCGGUGGCUGCCGCUGCUUUGCUCGUGGCGGCGGCUGCUGCUCUUGAGCUUCUCGCGCUGGGAGCGGACAGCGGCUCUCGAACUCUCGCCGGCGCAGCGCCAUUGCACACGGUUGCAGCGCUGCCGGGCACAGCUGUGUCGGGUGUACUCUCACUGUUGCAGCAGAAGUCUCAGGUCGCGGUGUCUGCAACGGACAUGCGCGGACGAACUCCUGUGCACUACGCAGCUGCAAGUGGAGAUUGGGACAACGUGCAGUGGCUGGUGGCGCAAGGAGCUGACAUCCAAGCCAAGGAUUCCGAUGGUCUGUCUCCACUGGAGGUGGGCCUUGCAAACGGACACUACCACCUGGUGCCGCUCUUUGAGACGUUGGGUAGCUCCGUGCUCUUUGCAGCGGCAGGCUUUGGCAAUGUCUCCUUGGUGCAGCAGCUGGUGCUCCAGAACGGCAUGUCACCAAAUGCCAUUGAUGACCAGACUGGCCGCACGCCAAUCUUCGAAGCCGUGGAGAAGGCGAGAAUUGAUGUAGCCGAGUUCCCUGGCAGCGAUCUGAGGUGA